Messenger RNA from Hibiscus syriacus, 1431 nucleotides. Its product is annotated as pyruvate dehydrogenase E1 component subunit alpha-2, mitochondrial-like. Gene Ontology annotation, molecular function: pyruvate dehydrogenase (acetyl-transferring) activity. Lineage: Eukaryota; Viridiplantae; Streptophyta; Magnoliopsida; Malvales; Malvaceae. The transcript has 8 exons. The record is from RefSeq and is a predicted model, not a curated record. Gene Ontology annotation, cellular component: intracellular membrane-bounded organelle. Gene Ontology annotation, biological process: pyruvate decarboxylation to acetyl-CoA. The coding region runs from base 82 to 1266 and encodes 394 amino acids.
AACCCCAACUCCCUUCACCUUCCUUUUCUUCGCUCUCUAUUCAGAUCCGACCGUCCUCCGUCUCUUGAUCCAACGGUCGGCAUGGCUCUAUCGCAGCUUCUCUCUUCUUCUUCACGCUCCGGAAAUCGUCUGAAAUCCCUCUCGUCGGCUAUCUCCCUCCGCCAUCCGAUCUCGACGGACACCACUCCCAUAACCGUGGAGACUUCCGUUCCUUUCACCUCUCAUCAGUGCGAAGUUCCCUCACGCACCGUCCAGACCAAUGCUAAGGAGCUUCUCACCUUCUUCCGCGACAUGGCAUUGAUGCGUCGGAUGGAGAUCGCUGCCGAUUCACUCUACAAGGCCAAACUCAUCCGCGGUUUCUGUCACUUGUACGACGGCCAAGAAGCGGUCGCCGUGGGGAUGGAAGCAGCAAUAACUAAAAAGGACAGCAUCAUAACCGCCUAUCGUGACCACUGCACGUUCAUCGCUCGCGGUGGGACCCUGCUCGAAGUUUUCGCGGAGCUGAUGGGGCGUCAGGCUGGGUGUUCUAGGGGAAAAGGUGGUUCGAUGCAUUUUUACAAGAAGGAUUCGAAUUUUUAUGGCGGUCAUGGGAUUGUCGGAGCCCAGGUUCCCUUAGGAUGUGGCUUAGCGUUUGCCCAAAAGUACUGUAAAGACGAAGCCGUGACCUUUGCUUUGUACGGUGAUGGGGCUGCUAAUCAAGGACAGUUGUUUGAGGCUUUGAAUAUCUCUGCACUUUGGGAUCUGCCUGCAAUUUUGGUCUGCGAGAAUAAUCACUAUGGUAUGGGAACGGCAGAGUGGAGAGCCGCGAAGAGUCCUGCUUACUACAAACGUGGAGAUUAUGUUCCUGGUUUGAAGGUGGAUGGAAUGGAUGUUCUUGCUGUGAAGCAAGCUUGCACAUUUGCGAAAGAACAUGCCUUGAAGAAUGGACCAAUUAUUCUUGAAAUGGACACUUAUAGGUAUCAUGGACAUUCCAUGUCUGAUCCUGGAAGCACCUAUCGAACCCGUGAUGAAAUUACUGGUGUUAGACAGGAGCGUGAUCCAGUUGAAAGAAUUAGGAAACUAAUAUUGUCUCAUGACUUAGCUACUGAGAAAGAGUUGAAGGACACUGAGAAGGAAGUAAGGAAAGAGGUAGACGAUGCAAUUGCUCAAGCUAAGGAAAAUCCAGUGCCAGAUUCCUCUGAACUCUUCACUAACGUGUACGCAAAAGGUUUGGGUGUUGAGUCUUUUGGAGCAGAUAGGAAAGAAGUAAGAGCUACACUUCCUUAAAGAACUGUUGGGAAGCUAAUUCUUUUUGAGUUUUACCGACCAUCAAUCUUGGAAGAAAGAACAAUAAAGAAGCAAAAGAAAAAAGGCUGAACAGCUACAGGUUUGAUUUUGUUGUAUCUGUAUGGAAUACUUGAUUAGAUUAUGGGGCAGAAUUGUUCCAGUUUA